Molecule: messenger RNA, 1896 nt
Organism: Oxyura jamaicensis (ruddy duck)
Lineage: Eukaryota; Metazoa; Chordata; Aves; Anseriformes; Anatidae
Gene: HCN1
Product: hyperpolarization activated cyclic nucleotide gated potassium channel 1
Exons: 6
Coding region: 262-1845 (527 amino acids)
Biological process (GO): transmembrane transport; potassium ion transport
Cellular component (GO): membrane
Molecular function (GO): voltage-gated potassium channel activity
Source: RefSeq, a predicted model, not a curated record
CCCCUGAAGGACUCCGGGGCGCUCAAUGUCAGGCGGGCGGCGCGGCGCGGCCGCCGGCAGGGGGCGGGCGAGGGGAAGCGGUGCCAGUCCUGCGCCGGAGCGCGGAUCAGUGUCGGCGGCGCUGGCCAUGCCGGGCGGCGCGGCGGAGCGGAGCUGAGCCCAGCCGAGCCCAGCCGAGCCGAACCGAGCCGCUGAAGGGCACCGGCGCCGGCGGCGGCACCCAGGCACCCCCCGCGCUCUCCCGCGGCCGGGGCGCGCAGCAUGGAGGCUGGGAAGCGCAGCUCCUCUCCCGGCAGCCGGGACGAGGGCAGCGCCAACGCCUUCCCGGCCAAGCCGGCGGCCCCGGCGGAAAAAGCCCAGAGCAGCCCCGGCGGCGGGGGCAGCGGCGUGAAGGAGCAUGGCAACUCCGUGUGCUUCAAAGUGGACGGCGGCGGUGGAGGCGAGGAGCCCGCCGUGGGCUUCGAGGAUGCCGAGGGUCCCCGGCGGCAGUACGGCUUCAUGCAGCGGCAGUUCACCUCCAUGCUGCAGCCGGGGGUCAACAAAUUCUCCCUCCGCAUGUUCGGCAGCCAGAAGGCGGUUGAGAAGGAGCAGGAAAGGGUUAAAACUGCGGGGUUCUGGAUCAUCCACCCCUACAGCGACUUCAGGUUUUACUGGGACUUAAUUAUGCUCAUUAUGAUGGUUGGAAACCUUGUCAUUAUACCAGUUGGAAUCACAUUCUUCACAGAACAAACAACAACACCAUGGAUUAUUUUCAAUGUGGCAUCAGACACUGUUUUUCUAUUGGACUUGAUCAUGAAUUUCAGAACUGGGACUGUUAAUGAAGACAGCUCUGAAAUAAUACUGGACCCUAAAGUCAUUAAGAUGAAUUAUUUAAAAAGCUGGUUUGUGGUUGACUUCAUCUCAUCAAUACCAGUGGAUUAUAUCUUUCUCAUUGUAGAAAAAGGAAUGGAUUCAGAGGUUUACAAGACAGCAAGAGCACUUCGUAUUGUGAGAUUUACAAAAAUCCUCAGCCUGUUACGUUUACUACGCCUUUCAAGACUGAUUAGAUACAUACACCAGUGGGAAGAGAUUUUCCACAUGACAUAUGAUCUGGCCAGUGCUGUGGUGAGAAUCUUUAAUCUGAUUGGAAUGAUGUUACUGCUUUGCCACUGGGAUGGUUGUCUUCAGUUUUUAGUACCAUUGCUCCAGGAUUUCCCACCAGAUUGCUGGGUGUCCCUAAACGGUAUGGUUAAUGAUUCCUGGGGAAAACAGUACUCAUAUGCACUCUUCAAAGCCAUGAGCCAUAUGCUCUGCAUUGGUUAUGGAGCCCGUGCCCCUGUCAGCAUGUCCGACCUCUGGAUAACCAUGUUGAGUAUGAUAGUGGGGGCUACCUGUUAUGCCAUGUUUGUUGGUCAUGCUACUGCCCUCAUUCAGUCUCUGGAUUCUUCACGGCGACAAUAUCAAGAAAAGUAUAAACAAGUGGAACAGUACAUGUCAUUCCACAAGUUACCUGCUGAAAUGCGCCAGAAGAUCCACGAUUACUAUGAGCACCGCUACCAAGGCAAGAUCUUUGAUGAAGAAAACAUUCUCAAUGAGCUCAAUGAUCCCCUUAGGGAGGAGAUUGUCAACUUCAAUUGUCGGAAGCUUGUUGCUACAAUGCCUCUUUUUGCAAAUGCAGACCCAAAUUUUGUGACUGCCAUGCUAAGCAAACUGCGAUUUGAGGUGUUCCAACCUGGAGAUUAUAUUAUCCGAGAAGGAGCUGUAGGUAAAAAGAUGUAUUUCAUUCAGCAUGGUGUUGCUGGUGUCAUCACCAAAUCCAACAAGGAGCUGAAGUUGACAGAUGGCUCUUACUUUGGAGGUGAGUAGGACAAAAACUAAUGAUAAUAUCAGAGUGAAUGUACUAGCAUCAAACAUAUU